Molecule: messenger RNA, 3149 nt
Organism: Fopius arisanus
Lineage: Eukaryota; Metazoa; Arthropoda; Insecta; Hymenoptera; Braconidae
Gene: hb
Product: hunchback
Exons: 3
Coding region: 326-2272 (648 amino acids)
Biological process (GO): regulation of transcription by RNA polymerase II
Molecular function (GO): DNA-binding transcription factor activity, RNA polymerase II-specific; RNA polymerase II transcription regulatory region sequence-specific DNA binding
Source: RefSeq, a predicted model, not a curated record
GGGUAGCACCUCUAAAAAUCCACAAAUCAGCCGAUCCACUACUUCCGAAUCUGCCAAUUUUUCGUCAGUCAAUCAGGGACAUUCGUCGAGACGACGUCACCCACCAGUACCCCUUAAAAAUCUUCACGUUAUACUCUCAUUUCCCUCGGGACUUGUGUUUAUUCAGUGAAACUACAAUCAACUAUCCAAUUUACAUGUGUUACGCCAGUUGCAUCAGUUAGAAAUUCAUUUCUAUGAUUUGUUCAAUAAUUUUCGUGAGUUUAGUGUGGACUUUCAUUACUGGAUUCUAAUCCCUGAAAUUUGAGUUUGAGAAGAGCAUUGAAACAUGCAUGGAAUCUGGGAGUCAGCAGAGGCUCUAGUAGUAACACCGAAUCAGCAGCUACAGCAGCCGUCGAGGAUGAUGGAGGAUAAUCAUCCCCUCCAUUCGCCAACCCCGCCUGCUUGGGGUAUCGCGGAUAGUACAGUGAAGGAAGAGCCGACAGACGACAAGAACAACGACUCAGGAGUCUCCCCAGGCCACUACACAUCAUCGAUUUCUCCAGGAAGCAGAAGGUCCUCGUUCACAGCCACCGGCAGUCUCUCUCCGGGAAGUGUAGAAUCCGGUGAUUCACAGAGUAACUUCAAGAGCUUCACAUCACCCCUGGAUUUCUCCAGAGUUCCAGGACUGGAGGAUCUUGCUAAACAGACUAUGAUGCAUCGACCGAUGGACGUUGGAAACAUGAAUGCUGGAAGCGAUGCGUCGGAGGGGUGUCAGGAUCAUCUGCAGUGCCCUGUUUGUCACUUCACAACGCAAGACAGAUUACAGUUUCGUGAACACCUGACAGGCCACUACGAGAGCAACGAUCCCACAGACUACCCCAACGCACUUUAUCCCCAGGUCUCUCACUUGAACAACUCCCAGCUGAGCCCAAUGGACGACAGCAAUCGAGCAUCACCCAUGUCAGGUUCCGAACGCUCCGAUCAGGAUUGCGAAGAGACAGAUGAGCCUGGCAUUCGCACUCCUCGAGUAAACUCCCAAGGUAAAGUCAAAACCUUUCGCUGCAAGCAAUGCAACUUCGUAGCUGUGACAAAGCUCUCCUUCUGGGAGCACACUCGAGGUCACAUCAAGGCCGAGAAGCUCCUCACCUGUCCCAAGUGUCCAUUCGUCACGGAGUUGAAGCACCACUUGGAGUAUCAUCUUCGAAAUCACUUGGGCUCAAAGCCUUUCCAGUGCGACAAGUGUUCGUACUCGUGCGUCAGCAAAUCUAUGCUCAGCAGUCACUUGAAGUCUCACUCUAAUGUGUACCAAUACAGAUGUGCUAAUUGUCCGUAUCGCACCAAGUACCAGCACUCCCUGAAAUUGCACCUGAAGAAUCGCAAUCACGAGGCAGGAAUGGUCCUCAACCCAGACGGCACACCAAAUCCCCACUGUACUAUCGAUGUCUAUGGUACGAGGAGAGGACCCAAGGCCAAGCCAAUAGCUACCAAACCUGAAGAAACUCCUGGCAAUCCUCAGAGCCUCCAGAUGAUGCCCCAGAUGGGAACAUUGACUCCAUUGUCCAUCAAUAAUGGAUUCAACCCGAUGAUGGCAUUCAAUCCCUUCAACUCCAUUUUCUCUGGUUUUCCAGUUGUCAAUGGGUUCGGUGGAGAUGAUGUGGAUAAAAUGGAGGGACUCAAGGCUAAUAUCCUCGCUAAGUAUGCCACAGCUAUGGUCGCUGACAGGCUCAAUGCCAAUCUUCCUCGAGAUGUAUCCAAUUACGGACUAUCUGAGAAUGUGAGCUGUGGGGAUGAUGAUUAUAAAUCCGAGGGGGUGGCGAUGAUUAAGAAGACGGAGGUGACCAGCGAGGGAAAGAGCGACUUGGGAGCACCUCUCGAUCUCAGCAAACCGGAAAUUUCGGUUAAUAAUAAUAAUAAUGAGGAUAAGGAGAUGCAGGAGAAGAUUGAAAAUUCGCCGAGGACCGGUGCGAAGAGCAAGCGCAAGGGGAAGGCUCUGAAGCUCAAUAGACAGAUUGUCGAGAGUGAGGAGGAGAAGGAGGUGAUUUCUGAUGGUGGUGAUGCACAUGAGGAGGUGAACGAGGAGAAGGAGAGAUCGGAGAAGAGACUCAAUGGUGGAGGUUCUUGCAGUGAGUUCACAUGUCAAUUCUGUGAAAUUGUUUUUGGAAAUGAAGUGAUGUACAGUGUACACAUGGGGUAUCAUGGAUUCAGCAAUCCGUUUACUUGCAACAUGUGUGGACAUGAGUGCGAUGACAAGGUGUCAUUUUUCCUGCACAUCGCCAGAGUCAAACAUGCGUAGAGGAGGUGCGGGGAAUAUUUUGAAGAGUCUAUUAUUUUUGGUAGAAAAUUGCUUUCAUCAGUUCACUACUGAAACGAGAUAAUUAUUGAAUUAUUAAAACGCAGCUUGAGUCUUUGCGUUCUAGUCAUUAACGUCGAGGGACACCUGAGAGGGUCCUGGGUACUCGAGUGCAAUUAUUCCCAUGAUCAAUGCAUGGUGACUCAGAACCUCUUUAGUCUCAACCAAAAAUGUAAAUAUUGUAGGAUAUUAUUACAAAUAACACACCAUUAGAUUGUUCUUUUGUAUCAUCUUUCGAUGUUUAAAAAUAUUAAUUACUCCAAUUGAGUAAUUAAAAAGACAAUUCUCGAAAUGAAUGGAUUUAAAAAGCCAAUAAUUAUCUUUUAGUUUUUUUCAAUGGCAUUCAAUCGCAGAAUUAUUACGAGUCAUAAACUAUUUUUCUAAAUGUAAAAUUAAAAAUAAAAUUGAUCAACGAAAAAUGUUGAAGAAAUGUCCAGAGAAAUUGCCAAGUCGUGCCGUUUGUAAAUAUUUUAAAAAUCCAAUAAAACGUGGAUCGAUUAUAAAUAAAUAUUUCACUUAAAUAUAUUUCACAGAUUUAAGAAAUUUAUUAUCACGAGUACUAAUUCAGUCCUCCGAAUUCUACUUUUCUGGUCUCAUCCAGGAUGAUGAUGUCAAUUAAAUAUUCAAUUAAUCGCCAAUAAUAAUUGAAUCAAAAUUAAUUCGAGGAUCUAAUAAAGAUCAAAUAAAUUGUAUACGAGAGAGUCUUGCGUGAAUAACGGUGCGUCGAUGAAAAAUCGAUAAAAAUCGCUUUUCUGAGCUAAAAAUCAAAGAAACAUUGUGAGAUAAUUCGAUUUGAAGAAAUAGGAUCAAGGGCUGCGAA